Messenger RNA from Pyricularia grisea, 777 nucleotides. RefSeq lists its product as uncharacterized. NCBI's taxonomy places the organism in Eukaryota, Fungi, Ascomycota, Sordariomycetes, Magnaporthales, Pyriculariaceae. The transcript is spliced from 3 exons. The record is from RefSeq and is a predicted model, not a curated record. Gene Ontology annotation, biological process: carbohydrate metabolic process. Bases 1 to 777 code for a protein of 258 amino acids. Gene Ontology annotation, molecular function: hydrolase activity, hydrolyzing O-glycosyl compounds.
AUGUUCAAUUCUGUGCCUUAUUUCCUGAUACUGACCUCGGGGGUCGGAAUCGCGUUGAUGCCACAAGUGAUGGCAGUCAGCACCAUUAUACCAUACACCAGUUUUGACAACCAGACCAGCUUUGACGCAGUCUGGAACUACAACUAUCCCUGGGGCACCGACCACAACGGCGCCGCACGUAUGAAUGGUUCAGAUGCCAUCCGGUUGGCGAGCCGCGGCGACCACACACUUGUCAUCACUGCUCGACGUGCCUACAACCAAACAUCCGCCACUCAUGGUGGAAAACAAAUUCCUAUCAAGUAUCUCUCCGGUGCCAUCCAUGCUAAAGAGCGUUUCACCGUCCAGCCAAACGGCGGCUACGAUUUCAAGGGAUUUUUCAAAGCCACAACGACCAAGGGUACUUGGCCAGCCUUCUGGCUCACAGCAGUGGACAGCUGGCCCCCCGAGAUUGACAUGGCAGAAUGGAAAGGAUCCGGAAAAAUUAGCUUCAAUACGUUCAAUACAUCGAGCGAAGUUGCCUCAACCAACGUGAAUUACAGUGAGACUGCCAGGUUCCAUAGUAUCAAGUGCGAAUUGAGAGACGAGGGGCCGAAUGUCCGCGCCAAUUUCUACAUGAAUGGCAACCUGACUGCCACUCAGGUCGGAAAAGGAUAUGUGGGAAAAGCUAUGUACCUGAUUAUAAACUUGCAGAUGGAAGGUUCUUCGGGCUCCCCGGGUCCUCAGAAUAACACGGAAUACGCCAUACGAGGCCUCGAGGUCCUUUCCUACAACCCAUGA